UCGCUGUUCCGGCAAACGUAUGGAUGUCCUCACCCGCGGCGUUCUUCUCGCGAUUAUCCCCUAACUCCUCGUCUGUCACAGGCAAGAGUCGUACCCUCAUUACAAGCAAUGCAUGCCUCUCGUAUAGAAUAUGAGAAUAUUCUGUCAAGAUGGGUGAUGGAAUGCUGUCCUUGUCAUGGAAUAACCACAAAGCUACAUUCUGCCACAUUCUCUCUACACUCAGAGAAAAGGAGAGAUAUACAGACGUGACCCUGGCAUGUGAAGGAAAAUUCUAUCCUGUUCACAAACUGGUGCUGUCAACAUGUAGUGAAUAUUUUGAGAAUAUGUUUGAACACACACCGUGUAAGCAUCCAAUAAUAGUGUUGAAAGACGUUAAACCAGAUGAGCUAGAAGCUCUUCUUAGUUAUAUGUAUGCAGGUGUUGUGAAUGUUGCACAAAAUGACCUGGCAAGAUUAAUCAAGGCAGCUGAGCUCCUACAGAUUAAAGGUUUAGCUGUGCCAGAUGAACCCCCUCAGGAAGCAGAGAGUAAAAAAACCACUGUACCUCCAUGGAGCUCCCGCGAUGACAGAAGUAGCCCACACCCGAAGAGGAGAAAAAAAGGAGACGAGAAUGGCACACCUUCUAUUGGCGGCUCACAGCCAUCAGCUAGUCCAGCAUCCUCACCCAGAGCAUCCCCUUUUCAUCUCGAAAGUGAUCAUCACCAAGAUAAUUUAAGAACACAUAAUGAACUGUAUAUAUCUGAACAUAGAAUAGAAAAAUCCAUUGAUACUAGACCUGAACAAAGACUCGAAGCGAGAGUUGACCAUAAUGUUGAAACCCGAAUAGACCCCGCUCCUCCUCCUGCACCAGGAUCCCCAGUCCAAGUAAUGGUAGAUGAAACUCUAGUCAAAGAAGAAAUUGUAGAUACUGUGGAUGAUAGUAGAGAUGACGGACUGGAUUCUGGCAUGGACUAUGGAGCGUUAGGUGCUGACUCAAGAGUUGGUGGUUCAAGUGACGGAAUGGGAGCAGACCAUCCAAGUCAGAUGUUACCAAACAAAUUUGAUCAACCAAUGGUGCCAACUCAGCAACACCUUCCUGAUUCAGUUACAGAAGCCCUGGCGGGUCCCUCAGGGAUGCAAGGGUGGUUGACGGGAAGUGAUCUCAGCGGAGGGUUCUCGUCGAUGGAUGGCUACGGGGGGGAGGGUAGUCGACAGGACAUGCGGCCACCCCUCCCCACACAGCAGCCUCAGGGACACCAGCUGGGAGCGCUGGCCAGCCUCGGGAGGAAGACUCGUGGUAGAAGACCCGGGGCUUACGGUAAUUACGUCAAGAAGGAAAGAAGCAGCGUUAGUAUGAAGAAGUGGAGUUGUAAUGUCAAGAAGUUUGAAUGCACCUACUGCAGCUAUUUCACCGUCACCUCCACUAACCUCAUGAACCACAUGCGAACCCACACAGGAGAAAAACCAUAUGCUUGUGCUCACUGCCCAUACCGUUCAACACAAAAGGGUAACCUGAGGACACACAUUAACAAACAUCACCAAAGUGCUUAUCAAGACUCUUCCUUAGGGAUUGAGGCAAGAAGAUCUGUUAGGAAAUCAGUGGCCACAACUACUGCCGUUUAUCUUCCCGCUAUUCCUUUCCCUAAUGCCAUCCCACAGCCCCUGACAGAAAAUGUUUUCAAGGUUCAGACUAACAAUGACAACAGGAAUCUUUCAGUAGCUCACCCUUCUGGUAAAACAGGUGGGGAGAAGAGCUCAACUUCUGGCAAAGAGACGCCUAGAAUUAGGGUUAAAGUUUUCGAUUGUGAAGGUGACUUGGGUAUCACUCAGCCAGAAGUGUCUAAAGGGAGCAAAGCUGGUAAACAGAGUAGCUAUGGUUGUAAGAAAGCAAAUGCAGAAGGUGAAAAGGCUGUUGGACAGAAUUGUGGAAAAGUCCCAGGUAAUGGAGGAAGUGAUGUAUCUGCUGAUGGCCUUCUUUGUCAGAUUGAUAGUUCAGUCAGUGUCACUUGCCACUCUGGAGAUGAUCCUGCAGAAGAUGUAGAUACAAGCAAUUUACCACAAAUCACCAGUGUGAGAAGUGAAGCGGUAAAAUCAAAGCAAAAAUCUGUCAAUUGUGGAACCAUAGUGGCUAGUGUUGUAGAUGAUGCAGCUAAGUGUGGGGAUACAGGAGCUAGUUUAGAGGAUGAGGUAGCCAUUGCAGAAGGUAAGAAUCCGAGUUACAGGGAGGGGUCUCAGGUACAGGGGAAAAUAGGAUCAUGUUCAGAGAAGAAGAUAUCAGAUGAAGGUGAAAAAGAAAGUGAAAUAGAUGAUCCUGUAAGCUGCUUUGCACAGAAAAUGAGUAAACUGGGGUUAAAAGUUAAAAAGAUUUCAAAUGAACCAAACUCUGCUAAAAAGUCAGUAGACCAAAGUGAUUUAAAAGAGAAAGGCAAAUCAACUGAUGAGACAAAAAAAUCCACCAUGAAUAAAGGAACCCAAGAUGAAAAUGAUGCACUAAUAACAGUAACAAGUCAGCCAAAAACUUAGUCCUGAUUCUUAAAUUCAGACUUUUUGGACACUGCAAAAACUUUAGUAAUACCACAAAUUUUAACACAUUAUUUUUAAUAUGUUUGCUGAAAGUGUGAAGGAAGUCAAUUGUAAAACUGUCAACUUCACAUAGAAAUUUGUAGUCAGUGUAAGUUCAUUGUGAAUCUUUAUAAUCAGAAAAUGUGAUAUUUUGAAUGCAGAUUUAAUAGUAAACGUAUAGAUUUUUCUUAAUUGAUAGAUCCCUGUUUAUAAAGAACUGUAGUGAUUCAUCAUUAGUCACUGAUAUUUCAUCAUAAAAUAUUAGAUGAAACAAUAAAAAGAUGGCAUUACUUAAGCACUUUUCCAUAUAAUAGUCUGCUCGUUACACAAGAUGAAAUUAUAAGAAAGCAGAUUCUUCUCUGUUUGAAUAAGUGUUAUUGUUAGUCACUUGUAUAAGCACAUAUGUAAUAGUGCACAUGCACACAUGCGUGUAAGCACACACACACACACUCACUCGCACACGCACACGCACACGCACACGCACAC
Molecule: messenger RNA, 3026 nt
Organism: Penaeus chinensis
Lineage: Eukaryota; Metazoa; Arthropoda; Malacostraca; Decapoda; Penaeidae
Product: broad-complex core protein isoforms 1/2/3/4/5-like
Exons: 6
Coding region: 150-2501 (783 amino acids)
Biological process (GO): regulation of transcription by RNA polymerase II
Cellular component (GO): nucleus
Molecular function (GO): protein binding
Source: RefSeq, a predicted model, not a curated record